UGGUUAAUUCCAGGCGUAGAAAGCCGGGAAGGGAACUAAAGAAAGACUCACUCUGAUCUUUCCUAUUCCUCCGGCUACCUUUCCCUGGUCAGCAACCGGGACCCAAGAGCAGCAGCGCUGUAGCUCAGCAAGGAAAAGGGGCGCAUCGAUUUCCGCCAGGCGCGAGAAGGACUCUCACACCUGAAAAGUUCAGGCGGGAAAGCGCACGGAGAGAACUCAAAAGCGAAGGAGCGCCAUGCAAUUCAGCGACCGUCCCGGCGGCUCCGCUUGGACGACGCCCGCGUGGAACUGGAGCGAGGGCCGGCUUACGAAGGCAGACGGCUCCGGCGGCAGCGUGGAGGCGCCGUGGUCAGGGAGCAAAGCCAACGGAAGCAGCGACCGCUACGGGCGGGACGAAGAGCUGGCCAAGCUGGAGAUCAUGGUGCUGGCUCUGACCUUCGUCUUAGCCGUGCUGGGCAACUUUUUCGUACUGCUGACGCUGCACCACACGCCGCGCAAAAAGGCAUCCCGCAUGCACCUUUUCAUCCGGCACCUGAGCCUGGCCGACCUGGCGGUAGCUUUCUUCCAAAUCUUGCCGCAGCUCUGCUGGGAAGUCACACACCGCUUCCACGGGCCCGACGGACUCUGCCGCGUGGUGAAACACCUGCAGGUUUUCGGCAUGUUCGCCUCGGCUUACAUGCUGGUGAUGAUGACGGCCGACCGCUACAUUGCCGUGUGCCACCCGCUCAAGACGCUGCAGGAGCCGAGCAAGCGCUCGCGCUACAUGAUCGCCGCCGCUUGGGCGCUCAGCUUCUUGCUCAGCGUGCCGCAGUACUUCAUCUUCUCGCUCAGCGAGGUGGAGAGCGGCUCGCAGGUCUACGACUGCUGGGCGCACUUCAUCAAGCCGUGGGGGGCUCGCGCCUACAUCACCUGGAUCACGGGCAGCAUCUUCGUGGCGCCGGUCCUCAUCCUGGCCACGUGCUACGGCUUCAUCUGUUACCACAUCUGGAGCAACGUCCGGGACAAGAUGCGGCGGCAGAAGCGAGAGAGGGCUCCUCCACGCAAGGGCGCCCUGCGCAAGGGGCUGCUCUUCACGCCUUAUGUCAGCAGCGUCACGACCAUCUCCCGCGCCAAGGUCCGCACCGUCAAGAUGACCUUCGUGAUCGUCUCGGCUUAUAUCGUGUGUUGGGCCCCUUUCUUCUCCAUACAGAUGCGUUCUGUCUGGGACGACCAUGCCCCCUGGCUGGAUUCAGAGGAUGUUGCAGUUACAGUGACCGCCCUUUUGGCCUGCUUGAACAGUUGUUGCAAUCCAUGGAUCUACAUGUUCUUCAGUGGGCACCUCCUACAAGAUUUCAUGCAGAGUUUCUUGUGUUGUCGAAAAAUGAAACAAAGAUUGAAUAAAGAAGAUACUGAGAGCAUCAGCAGGAGACAGACUUCUUUCACUAAUAAUAGAAGUCCAACAAACAGUUUGUAUACAUGGAGAGAAUCACCAAAUUUAUCAUGAUCUGUUAACCAUUUCAGUUUCUGGACCAUUGAUUAAACAUUGAUGGCUCCUUGAGUGCCCAAACAGCACUUUAGCACUUUAGCUAUCAGUUAUCAUGUGGUCAAUAAAAUAAUAAGUUGGCAAUAAAAUAAAGAUUACCAUUUUAUGUUAAUGAAGGCUAUGGAUUAAUAUGUAAAAAGAUACAUGAAUGUGUAGUCCAUUAUAUUGAUGGAA
Candoia aspera is the source of this 1696-nucleotide messenger RNA. It is a transcript of the gene AVPR1A, whose product is annotated as arginine vasopressin receptor 1A. Gene Ontology annotation, molecular function: peptide binding; vasopressin receptor activity. The record is from RefSeq and is a predicted model, not a curated record. The transcript has 2 exons. Lineage: Eukaryota; Metazoa; Chordata; Lepidosauria; Squamata; Candoiidae. Bases 236 to 1483 code for a protein of 415 amino acids. Gene Ontology annotation, cellular component: plasma membrane. Gene Ontology annotation, biological process: regulation of systemic arterial blood pressure by vasopressin; G protein-coupled receptor signaling pathway; positive regulation of vasoconstriction.